This is a messenger RNA of Daldinia vernicosa, 406 nucleotides long. RefSeq lists its product as uncharacterized. Bases 118 to 318 code for a protein of 66 amino acids. The transcript has 3 exons. The record is from RefSeq and is a predicted model, not a curated record. Lineage: Eukaryota; Fungi; Ascomycota; Sordariomycetes; Xylariales; Hypoxylaceae.
UUACUUAAAGGCCAAGUAGCCCCCUCGAUCACCCACUCUUCUUCUUUAAUCGAGAAAAGCGAGCUACAAAAACAAGAUCAUAUAAGUCGAGUAAUAUAUUAACAGCAUUCAAUCGACAUGGACAAGCUGAAGAAGGCAAAGGACUCCGUAACUGGCCAGACUGCGGCCGACCAGACUGCCCAACAGCCCGGUAAACACGCUACCAAGGACACUACGGUCGAUUCCAUGGUGGAUCGAGAGGCACAGAAGAAGGGCGCUCCUAGCGGAGCUGACCCGAUGAUCAAUAAUGUUGUCAAUGACGAAGUCAACAAAGUCUAGGUACUAGCUUUAGAAUAGUAUGAUAUGAAGUGUUCAUUGAUGAUAUUAUUACAUAGUAUAUAUUAGUCAAAUCAUUGUUGUAUGGUGA